Molecule: messenger RNA, 2073 nt
Organism: Boeremia exigua
Lineage: Eukaryota; Fungi; Ascomycota; Dothideomycetes; Pleosporales; Didymellaceae
Exons: 7
Coding region: 1-2073 (690 amino acids)
Source: RefSeq, a predicted model, not a curated record
AUGUCUAGCCUAGCAUCUGGGUCACUGUUCACAGGCCGAACAGCAGCCCCUCAGGAGCUAGGUCCUCCACAUAAACCCACUUCGUUAGUUGCAACGGCACUUGGACUGGAACGAACUCGCGCGCCUGCCAAAUACGCAGUCGGUGUCGAUUUCGGCACAACAAACUCGUCAGUUAGUUUCUCUGUAGCUCACAACCCGAGUGUCAUCCACACAGUCAACAAGUACCCCGAUACUCUUCGCGAUCAGCUUCAAGUCACGACUCAGCUCGCUUAUCUCAACUAUGCUGGACUUAUCGAUCUUGAUGAAGACAAAAUAGGAGCUCUGAGGUCUGGACGAGUUCCGCACAGAGAGCCAUACAGAACACGGCGUGACAGACGCCAGGCAUGGGGAUACGAGGCACAGAGUCUCUCCCGUUUGAACUUGGAUGAAGGCGCUGAACAAGGUUACAGGCCUAAAGGACACAUCCUGAGGCCGAAGCUCAUCUUCAGCAUGGGCCGAAAUGCAUCAGCGUCCAUUGCCUGGGAGGCCGUCGAGGAAUUGAAGACACGAAAGGUGAUUCGCAAACGCGAAGACGUGGUACGCGACAUCUUCGUGGAAUUACUGAAGCAUGCCAAAGCCUACCUGACGGAGUAUCACGGCUACCAGGAGGGAGACACAGUCGAACUAGGUGUCGGUAUCCCAGCUGAUUGGGACCGGAAUAACAUCAUGAAAUUCAGUGCUGUUGUUCACGAAGCUGCUACGUCUGUCCAGUUCGGCGGUGCUCCAUUCCUCGUGCACGAGCCUGAAGCGUACGCGAUUAACAUUGUUGAGUCCCAGCACUUUCUCCUCACGGAAGGUAGCAUAGUUGUCACGGUUGACGCUGGGGGCGGCAGUACGGACCUUUCAGCCUAUAGGCUAGCAUACUCGCAACCUCUACGACUUGAGAGUGAAGGUAUUGAGGUCGGGGCCGAGGAUCUCGAUGUGAGAUUCCUCGCAUUCAUGAAGAAAUGGCUCCAGAGCCAGCCCAGAUUCCUAGAAUUGGCUUCCAUGGAUGCAGAACGUGCAACAUAUGUAUACUUCAUGGACAAGUGGACCAACGAUCAUAAACGGAACUUCUCGCUCGCAGAUCGCGGGAAGGGUAAGACCUACACUUUCCGAGUCACGGGCCUGCAAGCUGCACCAUCCAACCCCCGCUUCAAGCAAAACCAACUGAGCCUUACGUUCGACGACAUGGAGCGCAUAUUUGACCCAUCUCUCCGCGCGGUCCGCAAAAAGGCGAAGUCAUACAUCGCUAAUGUGUUGAGUACCAUGGGCAAGGUUGACCAGGUAAUCCUUGUCGGUGGCUUUGGAGAUUCCCCUGCUUUGCAGGAAGUCCUCAGAGACAUGCUCAAAGAAUUUCAGAGUAGCGGAGAGUCCAACAUAGAAUUUUGUACCUUCCGACACAGUGGCGGCGGCGUCACAGGCGUGAGCAAAGGUAUUGUCAGACGUAUUCAGAACAAGUCCAAUGGUCCAGCGCGAGUCAUUCAACGCAGCAUCGGAGUUCUCACAGAUAUCCCUUAUGGGGAAUUCGAAAGAUACCCCGAAGACAUCUUCAAAGACCAGAAGCUGACGGUCUCUGAGUAUGAUGGAGGCCAAUACAUCACUGAAGCUAUCGUCUGGUGGCUCAAGGUGGACAUGGGCGAGCUACGUCCGCUACACCGCGUGUGCUACCGCACAAAGUUUGUGUGUCCUCUCAACGGUAACAACAAUCGAGGAGGCUGGGAAGCGUCCCAACACCUCGUCUCUUCCUUCACUUGUACCAAAGACUACUAUCAGAGACAUCACAAGAACAACAGAGGAAAGACAGACGAUGAAGGGAAGUUCUUCUUCGACCUGACGCAAUACAUGACCACCGCGUUUGAGGUUGUGACUCCGGACGAGUCAGUUACCAAGACACACUACGCUAUUGAGCUCUUGAUGUGUUUGGAGUUGAAUGGGAGUAAUGUCGACAUGAUGGCUAGGUAUCCUGCCAACGAAGACGGCGAACUGAUAUACAAAUCAGGGCACCAACUGCAACCGAUCUACAUGGCGGGUGCUUUUGGACCUGGAAUGUAA